This is a messenger RNA of Mugil cephalus (flathead mullet), 13284 nucleotides long. Its product is annotated as protein turtle homolog B-like. Bases 408 to 4808 code for a protein of 1466 amino acids. Lineage: Eukaryota; Metazoa; Chordata; Actinopteri; Mugiliformes; Mugilidae. Gene Ontology annotation, cellular component: neuron projection. The transcript is spliced from 21 exons. The record is from RefSeq and is a predicted model, not a curated record. Gene Ontology annotation, molecular function: protein binding.
GUUCCGGGAACGCACCACUCCGAUGAGAAAAGAUACAGGCCGGGUAGCCAAUCAGGAGCCGCAGCCCUCCCACGCCGGCCAAUGAGAGGAGCGCGGGGGCGGGGCCGCGGUUAUCUAAAGGCUCGGGCUUGGUUUCACGGCGCCGUCUGCUCUCGUCCCAUUGGCGCAGGUGAACCGUCUCAGGAUGCGAGAGGAGAGCGGAGGAGAGGGGAAGAGAGAGGGGAAAGCGCCGAUGGAAAAGUGUCCAGGGCUCGGUUAACAACAGAGAAAAAGGAAAAAGAAAAAAGAAAAAAAAAACAAGGAUACCGGCCGGCUUCAGUUUGUCUCGGGGCACUCGGCGAUGACAGACUCACCGAAAGGGGCACUUUGAGAUAUGAUGAGGUUUAUUUCUGGUCGGCAAUAGUACUAUGAUUUGGUAUGUGGCCACUUUGAUAGCAAGUGUAUUCAGCACCCGAGGAACGGCCGCUCAAGGUGCCCACGGAGUGCGAGAAGAGCCCCAGUUUGUGACGGCACGAGCAGGAGAGAACGUCAUCCUGGGAUGCGACGUGUCCCACCCCCUGAACGGCCAGCCCUACGUGGUGGAGUGGUUCAAGUAUGGAAUGCCCAUCCCCUUCUUCAUCAACUUUCGCUUCUACCCUCCUCACGUGGACCCGGAAUACGCUGGCCGGGCCAGUCUGCACGGCAAGUCCUCCCUGCGGAUAGAGAAUGUGCGUUCAGACGACCAGGGCUGGUAUGAGUGCAAGGUGCUGAUGCUGGAACAGCAGUAUGACACCUUCCACAACGGCAGCUGGGUGCAUCUAACCGUCAACGCCCCACCCACAUUCACAGAUACACCACCUCAGUACGUAGAAGCCAAGGAGGGCGGGAGCAUCACCUUGACAUGCACAGCCUUCGGCAACCCCAAACCCUCUGUCAGCUGGCUACGGGAAGGCAGCCUCAUGGUCAGCAGUGCCAAGUAUAAGGUGUCUGAUGGGAGUCUGACGGUGCUAUCCAUUACUCGCGAGGAUCGGGGGGCCUACACGUGUCGAGCCUUCAGCCCCCAGGGAGAGGCCAUUCACACCACACGGCUGCUAGUACAAGGUCCUCCGUUUAUCGUUUCACCACCGGAGAACAUCACGGUGAACAUCUCGCAGGAUGCCUUCUUCACCUGCCAAGCGGAGGCCUACCCCCGCAACCUGACGUAUACCUGGUUCUGGGAGGAGGACAACGUCUUCUUCAAGAAUGACCUAAAGCGCAGAGUCAGUAUUCUUAUCGACGGCUCCCUCAUCAUCGCCCAAGUCAAGCCAGAAGAUGCUGGGAAAUACACGUGUGCUCCAAGCAACAGCUUGGGCCGACCACCGACUGCCUCUGCCUACCUAACAGUGCAAUAUCCUGCCCGUGUGGUAAACAUGCCAUCUGUCAUCUACGUGGCCAUUGGUCUGCCUGGCUUCAUCCGCUGUCCUGUAGAUGCCAACCCUCCUGUAACUCUAGUUAAGUGGAAGAAAGAGGGCCUUCCUUUACGGAUAGAUAAGUACCCUGGUUGGAGCCAAAUGGACGACGGGAGCAUCCGUGUGGCAGAGGUGACAGAGGACUCUCUCGGCACCUAUACCUGCAUGCCUUACAAUGCCCUGGGUUCCAUGGGAUGGUCCCCUCCCGCUCCCCUGGUGCUAAAGGACCCUCCCAAAUUCUCAGUGGUUCCUGGAGGGGAGUACAGGCAGGAGGCUGGGAGAGAACUGGUUAUCCCCUGUGAAGCAGAGGGAGACCCCUUUCCCAACAUCACAUGGAGGAAAGUUGGGAAGCCCAGUAAAAGCAAGCACAACGUUCUGCCCCGAGGCAGCUUACAGUUGAAGUCACUCACCAAGGAGGACCACGGGGAGUGGGAAUGUGUCGCCACCAACGUUGCCACGAGCAUCACUGCCAGCACGCACGUCCAAGUCAUAGGCACAAGCCCCCACGCCCCCACCAGCGUCCAUGUGGCAGCAUCCUCCACCUGGGCCAAUGUGUCCUGGGAGGCGGGCUACGACGGAGGCUUUCCGCAGACAUUCUCAGUCUGGUAUGGCCAUGUGCUGAAGAGGGAACGCUUAGGUCCACAUGACUGGCUUUCCAUACCCGUGUCUGGAGGCCACGACUGGAUGGUGGUGCCCGGCUUGGAGCCAGAGACAACAUACCAGUUUAGCGUCCUGGCCCAAAACAAGCUUGGCACAGGCCCCUUCAGCGAGGUUGUCACUGUGAACACUCUAGUAUUUCCUAUAAGUACCCCUGAACCAUUGGUGCUGCUUACCCCACCACGGUGCCUCACAGCCAAUCGCACGCAGCAGGGAGUCCUGCUCACCUGGAUCCCGCCUGCCAAUCACACAGCACCUAUCCAGCAUUAUGUCAUGGAGUUUCGCCUGGGGGAACGGUGGGAGGUCUUGGACGACAGCAUUCCCGUUGGGGAGACGGAGCUGCUUGCCAAAGAUCUCAUCCAGGAGGCGUGGUAUGAGUUCCGUGUCAUGGCCGUCAUGGACGACAUGAUCAGCGAGCCUAGUAAUGUAGUAGGAGUCUCCAGCACAGACUUUUUCCCUCCUCCAGAGAUGGUGGAGGAGCGUGGACUGGCGCGGCCUGUGGUGGCUGGCAUCGUGGCCACCAUCUGCUUCUUGGCAGCAGCUGUCCUGUUCAGUACAAUGGCUGCCUGCUUCGUCAAUAAGCAGCGCAGGAGGAAGCUCAAGAGGAAAAGAGACCCCCCUCUUUCCAUAACCCACUGCAGAAAAAGCGUGGAAACUCCGAGUCCGCUUAGCCUCAUUCCCAGUGUUGAGCCCUACUGGGAGGGGCUGGACGCAAGCAGGUACAGGCCCCAACCUUCCAGUCCUCAGUCCUCUUCAGGAAAGGUGAGCCCAGAGAGCAUUCGUUCAAAGGCCACCCCGUCAGAAUCAUCUGAAGAUAGUCAUGACCAGCGUGGGAAGAAACCACCUCCAAGUCCAGGAAAGAAGGAGGAAUUAUCUUUAUACAAGAAGACCAAAAGAGCAAUAACAAGCAAGAAGUACAUGUCCAAACAAGAAACUGAAGCAACAACACCCAUAGAACUCAUCAGCCGAGGCCCAGACGGACGCUUUGUCAUAGAUCCCACUGACGCAGAAAUGUCUGUCAAACCCCGGCGAAUUGAGGGCUUCCCCUUUGUGGAAGAAUCAGACCUCUAUCCGGAAUUCCGUCAGUCAGACGAAGAAAAUGAUGAUCCAAGACCUCUGCCGCCGGUAAUGGCACCGCUUCGGCCUCACCAGAUUUCACCCAUCUCCAGUCAGGAAUCCUACCUACAACCUCCAGCCUACAGCCCUCGAUUUCACAGGCCCUUCGAAGGUAUGACCAUCAUGGAGAGCAGUCGGCUCCAGGCUACUGGGCAGAUCCGAGGAUCUCUCCACCACAGGGCUUUCUAUGGCUACCUAGGCCCACCCGGAGAUCAUGAUCCCCCACCUCCUUUUUACAUGCCUGAAACCAGCCCACUCAGCUCUGUCAUGUCCUCUCCUCCAUACCUUGCGGAAGGUCCUUUUGGUCACCCCAUGAUACCGGAAGAAAUGGGAGAUGGCGAUUUUCCACAGUAUGCCGUCUCUGGUUUCCCACUUCCUCUGACCCUCACCUCUUCCUCUCGUUCGCCAGAGAUUUGGCAGGGACUGGAUUUUACCUUUGCAAGCUUGGAGGGUCCCCAGUUCAUUUUUCCACCACAUCCCCCUUUGCAUCUACGCCACGACUCUCCUUAUCCCCCUCCACCUCAUGUUCUCCCCCUUAGUGCUUUCCAGCCCUCCUCCCUUCCAAUGCCCACUUACCCAGCUGUCUUGCCACUGGAGGCCCCAAAGAGCCACUCAAGCAAGUCUCCCAGUAAGGCCAAGCCUCAUGGCUCCCCAGCCAAGCAUUUUGCUAUGCAAGAGGCACAUUUAGGGCAGCUAAGACACACAAGCCACGGUAUGGGUGUGCCGGUUUUGCCUUACACCGAUCCAAUGGCCCAUAUAGUCCCUAGCACAUUCAGUAGCCUGGACACACGAUGGUUUGAAACAGCCCCUCGUUUCAGUCCCAGACAGGCUCGUAGGAUGGAUCCUGGUAUGCAUCAGGUGGUUCUCCAGCCAUCUCGACUCUCACCCCUCACCCAGAGUCCCCUUAGCUCUCAUGAGGGCUCCCCAGAAAUUGUAGUACGUCCCAGGCCACGUCCCAGCACUGUACAUCCUCCCAUACCCCCAGAGAUGUCUGAGAUUACCCUCCUCCCUCCUUCCACAGCAAGCUUCUCAAGAAGAUCUUCCCCCUCCUCCUCACCUGCCCAAGGCCAGGGUAGCAGGAGAGCAAGCCCAAGCUACCGUUCCCACAUGGCCUUUGCCACCUCUGCAACCAGCUACCCAGCCUCCCAGUCCCCGUCACCCCCCAUGGAAAGCAGCAACAUAUUUGGGCAGAUGCCAUGUCAGAGGAGAACUGAGGAGGAGAUCCUUCCAUCUGAGCCCUCUCCACCCCAGUUGUCAGCUUCAGGAAAAUGUCGAGGUGCGCCGAGUGCCCUUUCGGGGUCUGAGAGGAUUGAUGCACUGAGAUACCAACGUAUUAAAAAGGCCAAAAAGAUGAUGAUGAACAACAAUAACUCCAAGACCAGAAAGAAAGCAGGUGUCUCCACCUCUCAGACCCAGCAGGCCUACACCUCUCAGGUACUCCAGCCCGAAGAAGCUCUCUACCUCCGCAAGAAGAAGAAACGGCCCAUACUCCAUGACCCAUAUACGCGCUUUUCUGCUCUGCUGUACCGCCGUCCACCACAGGAGGACCAGAAGGCAAUUCUGGCCAGCAUGGACAACAUAGACCUAGACCAUGCCACGCUCCUCUGAAAGUCCUUGAGAAGGUCACAACCAUGCAAUAUGCCCCCCAUUCCAAAAUAACAGUGCACUAGCUACAUCCCACCUAAAAAAAAAAACUAAAAAAGCAAUCAGUCAAUUAAAGAUGUUUGGAGUUUAUUAUCUGUAGGGGGGAUGUCACUAAAUUUAAGCAUUCAGAUUUGGAAUAUUCUCAAUUCUAUUUACAUUAAUAAGCAUUCAGAUGUGCUCUUGUUGACAGAGCAGCACUCUCAAAACUAGAAUGCUUCCGCAAUUGGUCUGUUCUAAGGGUAUAGUAAGUAUUUAGACAACUAUCGAUUGAGACCCCCCACCAAAAGCCACAAGAAUGUUGAGUGCAUUCUUAAAAGAAGUAGUAUUCCUCAUUAAAAAUGCGUCUAGACUUUAGAAAUUCAAACCAAAAUGAUUUUCAUCAUGCUUUUUUUUUUUUUUUAACAGUUUUACUCCAGUGCAAAACAAGUAAUUAAAUACUUGAUUACAACUCCCAAAAUUUCUUUUAAAAUUUCCCUCUAGUAAACCUGCUAGAGUGUUACCACCUUUACUUUGAAAGUGCCCAGGCUUGGGUCAUAUUUCUUGUGCUUGAGUCCCCCACCCCAACCAGAAACAAACCUGUUGGUCUUCGUUUACAGCACCUUCUACCGGAUCCUCUCCGCCAGCAAAGUCUCUUAUCUGCCGGGAAAAUCGCCUCAACAAAUAUGGGUGUUUUCACUUCCUACCAAGUAUACCUCAGAGCACAGGACACGAGACCACACAACCACCAGGAUCAGCCAGCAGAACAAACUAGCCUGUUUGAAUCUUUAGUCAUUAUGGUUGUUUUUCUUAUGACACGCUCUUCUUCUUAGGUUUCAUUUUUUUUUUUUUUUUUUAUAUAUAUGCAUACUUCGAUUAUUUAGUUUAUGUGUCGCAGAAUGACUCGAGGAUGAAACAGAAAGACGAGCCUCGACUGCUUUAAUCAGACCGACUUUAGCCGUACGCUAUUUCUGGCAGAGAUAUGAGUCACAGAGGGGGCUUACAUCCAUUCCACAUGACCUCCAUACAGUUCUUGGGCACAGUCAAAAGCAAGGGUUGUUAUCAAUUGCAAAAUUGUUGAAGUUUUACAGGCAGGAAAGAAAAAAAAAUUCAAUAAGCUCCUUCAGCUUAUAAACCAGAGCUUCGCACAUCUCACAACUGUUUGCACUGGAGCAAAAUCUUUAUCCUGUCUGUUCCUUUACAUCACUAUUUUAGGUAGCUCCAAAUCCUAUCUAGAAAAUUAUGCCAAAAAUGAUUCCAUUAAAGAAAAGAAAUGAGCCCUACCUAGUGAGGGAGAUAUAUAUUAUUAUUAUCAUAGAGUUUGGAGGGUUUAAAGUCAGUUUGGCCUUAAUGGAGUUUCUGGCUGGUUGCCUGCUUCUUUUGUGUCAUUUUUUUUUUCUAUUUAUGUUUGUUCGUGUGUGUGGGCGUGUCCAAGUACCAGCCGCUUUUAAAUACUUUCUAUUUAUGUGCUUGUCAUUUGAAAUGUGAAUGCUAAGGGUAUGUAAUAGCCUGGAAGCCAGCUCGAACUUCUCCCAUCCGAAACGUUUGUGGUGGAAUUUAGGUCAGGAGUCGCUCCAUUAGGAAUUCAUUACACAAAUCAUUUGGGUGGGGGCCUUUAUGUGGUGAUGGGCAGAAAAGUAAUGGCAACAUCGUCUUCUUACAAUCUGAGCACCAUGGAGUUGAAAUUGUUUACAGCUAUGACUUUACUGAUUGGUUGGAGGACUAUCCCUGUAUUAGUUGAAGCACUUCCUGUAAUGAAAUCCAAAUGGAGCCUCAUAUUCUGACAGACACUGAGUCUGGCUUCCCCAGGCUAAAGAGUACAGCCAUCCUCCAAGAGAAUAGUACAGCAUUUAAAGAAACACAAAACGAGCCAGAACUUGUUUUUUGUUUUGUUGUUUUUCAAGCAGUUUCUGUUUUACCUAACAUGAAAAUGUGGAUAUGUUUUUUUUUAUUUUUUGGAUUGGAUUGGAUGAGUAAAGGAUGUGCCAUAUCAUCAGAACCUCAGCUAUAUAUCACGCACCGCACACGUUUGCUGCCUGGUGACAGUUUAGAGUCGGCAGAGGACGGAUGUGUUCUGCAACAGCUGAAGCUUUAAUCGUCAGCUUUUUAUCGCGGCUUUGAUCUAAAGGUGCUCAGUCUCUCUUUUGGAUGUUACGGUGACAUAUGCUUCAUGAGGAAUGCAUGAUUGAAGUGGAAUGUCGGUGGUGAUGCAAUUUUUUUACGUAUUUAUUUAUUUCUUUAUUGUGAUUUUGAGCAGCGACUCCAACACGGUCUUCUAAAAUUAGCCACAUUUUUCAGUGACUAAAUUUGGCUGCUGGGUUAAGGUAUUUCCACAAUAAAUGCUUGGAAUUGGAAUUUUAAAAGGGCAAGAGUGAAGACGUUCGUGUUUCUCUCAUUCACGCCUGUUCGACGAAACAGGGAAUGGUACUGUAAAUAAGUCUUCUGAGAAAAAUCAUCAUGUAUUAUUAGACAACUAAAAAGUAAGUAAUAAAAAGAGUCACGAGUGACAUAUUCAGCCUAAUGGACCCAUGUCACCAUUUCUUUAAAGAAGCUAGUGCCUUUAUUUGUAAUUGAAUUAUUAUGCCUCCAAUGAUGCACUUGUUGUGGAAAUAACUUUGAAAUACAAUGUAUAACUGUUAAUAUCUUAAGUGAAACCACAGCCUCUACUUCCAAAGACGACAUGACUAAUUUCAGUAAGAAAGAAGUUUUAUCGUUGGCGCUACCAAUGGCAACAUUUCAUUAGUGACAGCUGCUCUCCACCUCUGUGAAACAGAAGCACCAAAUACUGUCUGGAAGCUAUCUGUGGAGGAGCCAGAGGUGCUAAGCUCACAAAGUGAGCGCUCCCUCUGUAAAGGCGUGUGAAAGCUGUAUUUUUUAUUUUUUUUUUUGUUUACACAGAAGCAUGGAGAACAGGCUGUUGGAGUGGUGGUUGGAUUCAAAAUCACACUGAAAGAGAAACGAGGCGCUCUUCUUCCAUAAAGCUACUGUUACUGCUACGUGCCAGCGGCGGUAGUUACUAAGCUGCAGGCUCUGGUGCAUGACUCAAAUCUGUCUGUCUGUCUGUUUUUUUUUUUUUUUUUUUGCCUUGUUGCUCUUUAAUACCAUUGUUCUUAGACCAGCUGUUGAAAUGUAUUUGUAAUAGGUAGGAGAAGAAGAGUGCCACACUUUCCUUUUGACGUUUUUGCUUUAAUGAAUGUUUCACAGUGGAUCCUGUCUGUGAUGCUUGUGUUGCCGUGGGUCUUCUGGGCAGAGCUCUGUGGGGGUUUCAGCGAGCGAAUGGAGGCGUUGCUGGAAGCCUCCGGGCGGGGUACGUUCUGGGGCUACAAGACAGGUGUCAAAUGUCGUUGCAUACAUAUAAAACUACUGUACGAGGAGACGAGAUAAUGAAACUACUAAUUCCCCACUUACAGUAGGGCUAGAACAACCCCGUCGCUGUGAAAUUAGCUAGUGUAUAAACUGCUAGACAUGUACAUUGUUUCUUAUACGUCUGCUCGAAGGGUUAGUUUCGAGUUUGCUACAUGAAUUAACUUUGGAACUUUCCUUGAUGCCGCGUUUCCUAACUUUUUCAAAACACUGCAUAAAUAUUUGGUCAGUCCUGCAACUUCCUUUUAAUCAACACUUUACUACAGAACCAUCUGCAUUGACAAUAAUGACGACUUGUACAUACCUUACCAACAUUUUGUCAAAAAAUAUUCUUACGUAGUUACUGUUUUGUUUUUCAGGACAAACACAGUAUGUAGUCUAAUUGAAAUGAUCCACUUUGCCAACACUGAAGGUGUUGUUCCGCCGUGUCCACAUUUUAAUGUGGGAAAGGAAAACAACCUAAAAAGACUAUAAGGAUUUAGAUUCCUUCUCAAAAUUAGAAGAUACAGUAUAAUUAGUCUAUAUAUUAUAAAAUGUAAAAUAAUAAAUUACAUAUUUUAUUAAAACUGGUCAGUCAUUGUGCAUGCAGAAAAAGUGAUAGAAAAUAUGUGACUUCAUUUUUUAUUUUAUUAUUUUUUUUUUUUGUAUUUCUGUUUUUAGGCAGAUGCUGCUCUGACUGUGUUCACAAAGCCAGUUUAACUUUUGGUAAAAAUUAAAGUUUGACGAACCACAUCCAAAACGGUUUAGACUAGCUGAACUAAAGUACUAAAAUUCAGUUUGGGGUGUGACAUAGUUCUGGUUAAUUUGUGUAAUUUUUUUUUUUUUUUUUUAUAUAUAUACGCCACUGUUGAAUGCAAAACCUUGACAAUUCAAAGUCUCACGAGCUCUUGCGACUCCACGGUUGUUUGAUCACUAAGGGCUUCAGUGGGACCUACGUGACGUGAGGACAGGGUGAGCUCGAUGGGUGACAGCGUCUUAACCAGGUCAAGGAUGAUGUUGGCUCUGCCUCAGCGAAGAAGUACUGUAUACCUCUUAAUGUGCCACAGAGAAACGUGUCCCUGCAUGCGGUGUUGAGUGGACUUGCAUGGUGUAAGCAUCUGAAUGCUACUGAUGAAAAAAGGGGGGGUUUUAAAGCCAAUACAAAAGCUGAGCGUAUAUCACAGGCGUGUAGAGGUGCCCUGGUAAAUCUAAAUCUCAUAUUACUCUGAAAAUACUGACCCUCAAAAUAGUUGUGUUGAGAUGCAAUAGAAGCACACGCUAUACGAUCGGUUUCAAGAUCACUCGUUAAUAAGGACAGGAAGAUUUCCUGUAUCUGAUAUGUUUAUAAUAGUACAACAGAUGAACGUUACCACUAAGAAAGGACAAAAAAAAAAUUUACUUUAACAUAAAUAAAUCAAUGCUACAGUUUGGUGAUGCAGAAGGACGGAAUUAAAUCAGUGUCUUGAAUUUCUACAUUUCCAAACAUUAACUCUUGAGUUCUACAUUUAUUAAUGCAUUCUUUCUGUAUUUUAACAAGGCCGCAGAUCCUAAAUUUACUCAUGUAUUUAACAGGAGGUUAGCUUAGCGCGUAGAGUCGAUGGAAAUAGUUCAGCUUCUGCCAAUCCGUCUUUGAUUUAAAUACCGAAAUAGAAAUUGAAUUCUGGAGUUUUACGUUUACAAAAUAUUUAUUUCUGCAUUCAUUUAUCUGUUUACACUUUAGUCAUUGUUUGGCCUCCAUAUAUCUCGCCAUCUGUUUGGACUGGGUGCUUUCUUUGACAAAUAGCAGUCUUGUUUGUGGCAGGUACAGCGCAUAAAUACAGAUGUUUAAAUUAUGGAUUCCUCAGUCCCAUGCGGCGCUCUGCAUCGUGAGGAUUCGCAGUUGCUGGUCCUGUGCACAACUCUAUUAGUUACGUCAAAUCUCAGUACUGUACCACUGGCUCUCGAUCCAAGAAAACCUCGAGUGUGACAUCGGUGUAGUUUAAGGUGCAUUUAGAGAGACUUGUUAACGUAUCGUCGUAGAGAUUCAGAUGUUGGCCGUGUUGUUACCCCGUACGCUACAGCGGAGAAUCUCUGGUGCUAACACACGCUGGUGCAAAUCGAAAACUCGUCAUUUCACUCAGUGGACCGCGUUUAGUUGCUAGGAAGCAUCUCUAGUUCACUACAUCUAAAACUGCCAUAUCAUUUUCCUCAUUUUCUCUUAACAUUAAAAAAUUAAAUAAAAAAGGAAACUCUUUGAUAAAAAAGAAGAGGCCAAGUGAACGUGUCGUACCGAUAGAGUUAAAUUAGAUCACCGAGAUUUCUGUAAAUAUAUUUUAACUGAUACUGUUCAUGAUAUUAUCUUUACAUUUUGGCUGUGAAUUGCAAAUCGAUACCGUGAUAAAACAAAAAAAAUAAUAAUAAACUUAUUAUUAGUUUCUUUUUUCAGGUGCAUUUUUUUUCAUUGUCCAAAAACAUCCUUUACAAAAGAAAAAAAGAAGAAGAAAAAAGCAAGGGAUGCAAAAACAGACACACUGACAAAUGAGCUCAUCACAGGAAAUCGUCUUUUCCUCAAAGGCCAAGAACAGAUGACACACUGAGGCAGAGAGCUUUAAACUAAACUCGACUUAACCGAGCUCAGCUUCGCUGCAGACACUCGCCGCCGGUGUGUCGCUGCAGAAACACGGAGUAUUCAUCUAACUUUGUCCGAUCUUGAGUGUGCAAAAAUACUUAAGAAAUUUGAGAAGAAAAAAUAAAAUAAAACCAUGUAAAUAACAUCUCUGAUGAGCUUACCUUGUCAUAUAUAUAUAUAUAUAUUUUUUGUAGAGGAAAAAAAAAAUGAUGCACAUCAACUAUAUUGAAGACUGACUGGGAACUGAGUAGUGUAGGGUCUGCUUCAGUGAUGCAUUAUACGAUUAAGUCACAGACCAGUGUCUAUUCUGUAUGUGAGUGAUGGAAAUCUUCUAAAUGCUAGAAAUUAGUUUAUGAAUUUAAUAUUAUAGAGUCAGGAAAUAUAGAGAAAAAAAUAUAUAUAUAUAUAUAAAAGUAAAUAUAUAUAUAUAUAAAUUGUCAUGGAACCAAAAUGGUUAUAUGAGUAUCUAUAUUUGAGGACAGUACUUGUUUUCAAGAAUGUACAAGUCUAUAUUCUAUUAUUUUUAUAUCCAUUUGUUGCUUUAUACUGUAGCGAUGCAGAAUCGUACACAAAGUAGAGAAACACAUCUGAGCUGUCCGGUUGUGUACAGAACAAAAGAAAAAUGGUGCAUCAAACUGUACUGUAUAUCUAACCGUCUAUUACACAGAGACACUCAGAGAAGGAUAUAUCGAACUAGUUUUUAUAGUAACGUCCAUCUGGUGUGAAUAGCAAAUGUACCUGUCAUCUUGCCACGCUGCUCAUUUGUUCAUUAGGGGACGGCAGUUUAGCUCCGCCCUGGGGUUUUAUCUUUGCUUUGAUUCGUUUCCUAAACCAGGCUGGCUUCUGCAGUUGCAUUUUUUCUUUACAAAUUUGCUUUGGCAUGGAUCAAUGGAGACUUUUCCCACCCGUACUAUGGUGCUCCCUUGCAAUCUGUAUCACAGCAGAGCACAGAAAUCUUAUUGUAUGUUCUUUGAAUUCACAAACUGUGCAGAUAGAUGAACUCGAUUGUGUAUAUUCACAGUAUGUAUGUAACAGAAGUGGUGCCGCGCGGCUUGGCUCGGCGCGUUGGACUGAAAACUGACUGGGAGACCCGGACGUUUUUUUGAUUUUGGUUUCAAACUGAAGCAUGUGCAAGUUAACCAACAUUCUCCUGCCUUUCGCUCUGAGGUGAACGUCGAGCGUUGCAGAAGCUGCUAAAAGUUACUCCAGACAUUCAAGUCAGUGCUGUACAUUGCCAAACAAAAAAAAAAAAGAAAGAAAGAAAAAAGGAACGAACAACAGCAACAACAACAACAAAAAAAAAACACACCACAUACAUUCUGACAACUGGUGCUAUUUAAAACAUCUGUGGUGCUUUUUUAAGUUAGUUAUUUCCUUGCUUCAGACGAAAUGUAGCUACACAAUCCUGUACUGUACUGUUGGUUGGUGUUUGGCCAGUCAUUUUACCUGGUUCGCUCAUGUGUGUCGGAGGGUUUUUCUGUUUGACUGCUGUGGUUUCAGGGAAUACACUGAUCCAAUCGGACAAACAUUUGGAGUGGCAAAUUUUACAAGCAAAGACGUUUAAUAAGAGGUUGAUUUAAAUACUCACCAUGAUAACUUUCUUGGAAUUGACUUAUUUUGUAUUUUGGUGUGGACUUCACAGUUCUGCUGUAUCGGUGGUCGCAAAUAGUAUACACACAAUAUGUCUGGUGCUGAGUGAUUAGAUAUGUUCACCGUACAUUUUGAUAUGUAUCUUAAGACAUUUAAAUCCUCUGGAGAGUUUGUAUGAGCUCAAGGAAAACGUACUAAGUCUUCUCUUCUAUGGAAGGCGGAUGCUCAAAUUAAUUGGACUGGUUUCUCUGCAACCAAAAAUGCCACAACUGCAACGUUACUAUGUUUAAAGACCAGAGAAAGUGUCGAAAUAUGUGUAAUCUCGUAAUGAAUUUUAAGUGACAUGGAGCUGACAAUGUUUUUUUUUUGUUGUUUUGUUUUUGUUUUUGUUUUCUCCUCCAUCAUGAAAUGCAAUACAAGUGGAAGAACAAACUGAACUUGUUGUCUCCUCUUAAUUGUUCAGUCUUCCUGGGAUGUGUCCAACUGGGUUGCGUUACAGACCUCCUGGAAAACAACACAAACAUACGAGUGUGUUCACUGUUAGUCACAGGCAUAGACAACUCAGUACCUCAAAAUAUCUCUUCAUUACAAAAAAAAAAAACCCUUUGGUCCUGGUAACCUAUCCAGUUGUUUCUUCUUCUCUUUUUCCCUUUUUUUUUUUAAUGUUCUCCAUCUCUGAGAAGUCAGUAGACAUAACGCUUUUUAUAUUUGUUGGCACAACCACUAACAAGAAUGUAUGGCUAUUGUUAUCCCUGCCCCUCCCCCCCUCCCUCCCAACUCUUCCUAAAAAUGUAAGCUUUUAAAGCAACUAAAUUGAACUGUCAGUUUUUUGUAUUUCAAAUGUCUUGGUAUGCUUGUUGUAGUUGUAUACUCAUAAUGGUGUAUAUUACAUCAGUUUUUAUUUAUUAAAAUGUCUAAAUUUUC